Molecule: messenger RNA, 1384 nt
Organism: Manduca sexta (tobacco hornworm)
Lineage: Eukaryota; Metazoa; Arthropoda; Insecta; Lepidoptera; Sphingidae
Exons: 3
Coding region: 119-907 (262 amino acids)
Source: RefSeq, a predicted model, not a curated record
ACAGCCGCUAGCGUUGCGACGUUGCCGCUCCCCCGGACACCGGUCUCGGCGCUCUCACCGCGUGCCGCGCAGUUUCGCUAGAGCGACUCCGAUAUCACAACGUCAAUCGCGACACAAAAUGGAUUCCAACUCGAAUUCGUGCGAUUUGUACAUGCCAAAGAUUGAAAAUGAUUCGGAAAACGAAAAAGACUGUAAUAAAAGGGAGCUACGGUUGAACUGGAACUCUGAGAACACCAUGAAACUAAUACAGACAUUGGAGAAAGAUUGCCGAGAGCUGUGGGAUUCGAAGCAUCCGUUGAACAGAGAACGCGCGGCGAGACAGGCGAAGCUCGAGUACCUGGCUGAUAUGUUCGGGACGACCUCGGAGGAGAUAAGCCGGAAAAUACACAAUUUGAGGUCGCAGUUUAACAAUGAGCUGAGAAAAAUAAAGCGGCGGCUGUCUACGCCGGUGGGGGAGAGCGGAGGCGGCGCGCGGGGGUGGGAGUACUUCGACGCGCUCUCGUUUCUGCGCCUGCCGUCGGGCGACCCUCUCGAUAUCAUGGAUGCAGUUAAUCUCGAGCUGGCAGAGUUCCAAGCGAACGAGGAGGAAGAAUUCGGUGCCGUCGCGCGAGCUAAGAACUCUAUACCGAGUGGCAGCCCUACGAACCGCAGGACGAAGAUACGGGUGGCGGCGUCGGCCCCCCCGCCGCUGCCGCCGAGUGCGCACCCGUUGAUGUGGCCCGAGGAGCCCGUGCCGAGACUCCGGCCGAGCCUUGACGCUGAUGAAUGUCAGAUAUUCGGUGAUUUCGUGGCGUCUGAGCUUCGGACGCUCCGUUCAAACGAGUCCAGGAAGAAACUGAAGCGUAUGAUCCAGAAGGCGAUCCUCCAAGUGGGCGAGGAAGAGGACGUGAACAUCAUAAGCGGAUAGCGGCACCACCGCCUCUCCUCUGACUCUCUCGAGUUUACGGAUUGAGGCGGCUGUGCGAGUGAGAUGCAAGAUGCUUUCACAAUCGGAUUAGACAUGAUAGUGCCUAAUUUGAGGAUUAAUUUAUUGGGAUUGAUUGCUUAGUUAGUUACUGUUACUUUGACUAUUUGUGUAAUAUCAUAUAUUUGAGUUUGUUAGUAUAAAUAUUGUACUACAAAAAGAUUGCAAAUUAGUUCACAAAAUAAGUGGAAAGUUAUUAAAUGUGAUAAGAAAAGUAGGAGUAGUAGAGAAAUACAUAAACAUAUAAUAGUAUGUAGUAUAUAGUUUUUAGACGUAAUCAUACUAAUCACUGAAGUUGUAAGCCUAUAUCUAGAUUCUAGAAUAGAUACUAUGUUAUCCAAUUACAACAUAACAAUCUAUAGUCGUUUAAUUAAUAACUCGUAUUGUAUUUCGUGAGAAAUAAAUUCAAUUUAUACAAAC